AUGUCAAGCCAAGUCAAACGAACAGAAAAAGAAACGUGGAAGCACCGUCUCCACCGCAACUGCUACCGGUUCCAGAAGCGAGUCGAGUCGAACACAAAGCGCGACACGCGCACGGAAGAAAUAAUGACAGAGCAGUUGUGCAAGCUAAUGCUGAUCCCACCUAGCACAGGCAGCCUCUCGAUGUCACCUCGCCCAUAUGGCGCCAGCCUGUCCUCCGGCGUUCCGGGGCUGGAUGCGUCCAAAUCCCGCGCGGCACCAGCGCGAAUCUGGAACAUGAUCGGUGGGCGGCGCAGGCAGGUGGAGCGCUGGGCUGUCCCCGUCUGCGAGGCAAGGAAAUUAGCGGCACUGCUCGAUGCAGAGAAGGAAGAGUUUGCGGCGAGGCAUGCUAGACAGGCCGUGUACAUGUAUAGAGCCAAACUAAACGAUGCCGAGGACGACUUGAACAUCAGGAUGAGAUUACUGAGGCGCGCCGAGGGCUCGACGGCGGAAGUUGCAGAUAGCGAGGUGAGCCGGGCGCGUAGAGGGUAG
Messenger RNA from Truncatella angustata, 528 nucleotides. RefSeq lists its product as uncharacterized. Lineage: Eukaryota; Fungi; Ascomycota; Sordariomycetes; Amphisphaeriales; Sporocadaceae. The record is from RefSeq and is a predicted model, not a curated record. The transcript has a single exon. Bases 1 to 528 code for a protein of 175 amino acids.